CCAGAGUGCUCAGCCAGUGCAUGGACGGAUGCAAAGAGGGGGGACGACGGCGAGACCCUCCCCACAUCAUUAUUAUUAUUAUUAUCAUAACUCUUACUAUUAUAACAGUGAUGCUUUAACAGGUCGGACUGGAAACUUUUGCAGGACUGUCCUCCUGCGGGCGGAUGCGUGUCUGCGCACCUCGCAGUAAGUUCCAGUGAGAUGUUUUGGCUGCACAGUGUGAAAACCCCUCUCUCCGCCACUUCCAGCCGCGCGUCCGCUCACAGCCGGGAGUGACAUGGGCUCCAAGCUGACCAGGCAGAGGAGCCUCGAUCUGGAGAGCAGGUGGUCCAAGAGGAGACGACAGAGGAAUGACGCGCCGGGAGAGGGGGACAGAAGUGGCGGGGGAGACUUCUUGUUCACCUCGCUGGUGCUCAGGUCCGACAAGCUGCCGGGGAUGAUGCGGAGGAACAACCGCAGCCCGUACGUCCGACGCGUGGCGUGGAUCCGGGAGAUCCAGAGGCUGCUGCGGGAGCAGAGGAUGGAGCAGGCGACCGAAGUGCUCCGGCUGCUGAGGAAGGACCUGGGCCUCCAGGGGACGUCGCUCAACGACAUCUUGUACAAGAACGCAGCCUUUCUCAACCUGGUGGACCCCAUUUCUCACGAGCUGCUGCUCAGUCUGGCUCGGGACCUGCAGUGUCCAAAAAGGGAAAAAGAAUCCCUCAAGUCGACCAACAAGAUCUGCCGCCAGCUGUUGUACCACCUGACCCCUCACUCCAAGUGGACGAGACAGAGCGUGCCCAGGAGGAAGUCUCAGGCGUGUCUGAAGACGACGCUGAAGAAGAAAGUGACGGGCGAUGUGGUCAACCUGUCCGGCAUCCCGCUGUCCGGCCGAGACGUCCACCGCGUGGCCUUCUACCUCCAGAGCAGCAGCGAUGCGGUGACGGCCGUGGACCUUAGCUUCACCGAGCUCCAGGACGAGAGCUUACGUCUGCUGCUGCCUCACCUCGGCUGCCUGCCCAAACUCACCAUACUAGCUGUCAAUGGCAACCGUCUGACGGUGGCCAUCCUGAAAGAGCUGACGGACACGGUCAAAGAUCCAAAGAAGUUCCCCUGCCUGGCCUGGAUCGACAUGGGCAACAAUGUGGAUAUCUUCACCGUGCCGCAGCCGCUGCUCGUGGCCCUGCGGCGACGCUUCGGCCUGCGCAGCAGCCUCCCCACCAUUUACGAGUACAAUGAGGCGCAGACAUUCGGUCGCUACAACCCAAACAUGGAGACCUCUGUGGAGGAGCCCAGCCUGUGCGAGGAGGGCGAUGCGGAGGAGGACGACAGGGAGGAGGAGGUCGACAGGCUGGAGCUACGAGCCUGGGACUUUGGUGAAGAAAACGUGUCAAAAACUGUCCCGCUGCCCUUCUGUGGGAGGUGAUCGCACAGAGCUGCUUCCUUUCAGACUGACUGGUAUCCCUUUGUGUCCCCUCGCCCUGAGUGUAGCCUCCUGUGUGGGCUGGUGCCAUCGUGGCACAAGAUGAAUCCAGUUUCUGAUAAUAACUUGUUGUGUUUCCCUCUGGAUGCUCUGAUGUCCAGCGAUGUGAGGCAGGCAGUUUGUAGAGACACAUUGAUUCCACCUCCAUUUGUCCAGGAGAAGUCGGACUGAACUGAACAGACUUGCUGUUUUUCGUCUUUCGUUUUUUGUAGAAGUUUCCCAUUCUCUGUCACUGUCCACGGAAGCAGCUGGGGGUUAAGUGCCUUGCACAAGGGCACACCAGCAGUGGGUGUUAAAGAUUGGGGGGAGUAUUACUCAUUCACAUUUCCCCAAGCACAUUUUUCUACCCGGUCCUGCUUCUCUAACAACUUUUCUCCUGCUGCCCCUUUUCUGUGAAAAGUCAGAAUAAAUCAAAGCAACUAAAAAUCCCACUUAAAAAAAUCAAUCAGUUAAUUUUCUGCUCAUGUUUUUUUUGCUUUGACAAACAGUGUCUGAACCUGAACUUCAAUCUACAGGAUUUAUUUUUAGUCAGAACUCAGCUGCAGUGAGAUUAUGUUCACAUAGAAAUAUGCUUCCUCGUUUUCCUGUUGGAACACAGCAUUUACUAAAGAAUUAUUUUAGAAUAUAAAUAGCCACUUGUGGUGAAUAAAUGAAGCGUCCUGAACACAUCUUAAUUUAAAUCCCGAGCACCACUGCUUCAGUACAUGUGGAUCCUUUGAUGUCGCAGCCUGGAACAUGCAGACGACACAGACAGUGUUUGGACGCGAGCUGCUGAGGAACCGAUCUGCGCCUCUAUCAGGUCUCAUUAGACCCGCUCAGUCACAGAUGGCGAGCCGCAGAAUCUAUUUUCUCCCCCCGCAAAUAGGACUAGCCCCAGAUAAUUUUGUCCACUGGUGGUUCAUGGUUUAUAAGCAUCGAGAAACGCUCCGUUUUAAACGGCAUACACAGAGUUAAAUGAAGGUAUUACAAACAGCUGUUUUAUGUUCUCCUUCGUGGGGCAGAGUCUGCACACAAAUCCUUGUUGUAGCAUGAAUAAAUUGCAAUGUUUUUGUUUUUUACUAGUGUCUUUUUUUUUAGAUGUGUAGGUGUUAUUUUGGGGUUUUUCAAAACGUGGACAUGACUGUUUGCUGUAGGGAAAUAUCAGACCCCACAGACAGAGAGCGUGUUGAGUCCAAAAGACCUUUUUCCCUAUUUAAUGGAAUAGGAAAGACCUCAGUAUAAACUAUAGACUGUGGAGAAAGAUGGAUGCAUCUUUACGCAAACGCCACCAUCUCGUGCAUAGGGAGCCAGAGUCUGCGCAUGGAGCCACAGCAGCGAGGUCGUGUUGACACACACACACACACACACACACACACACACACACACACACACACACACACACACACACACACACACACACACACACACACACACGACCAAUCGCAAAUCAGUCUCAGCUGUCAAUCAUGGUGUUUCACCCCAUUUUAUAGCAUCAGAUAAGUAAUUAACACCAAACUUACUAGAAAGAUUGACGUGAUAAGAACUACCUAAAUUGACAGAAACCAUCUUUAAAACUAAUUAUUUGUCAUGUAGCCACCAGGGGGGCGAUCGAGACGCUUUGGCUUCACUUUUGGGGAGCUGUCAUGUCGUCCAUCUUUAUAUGUAGUCAACGGUAUAAACUAUUAUUUCAAUAGAUAUCCCGAAAAAUUUGAGAUUCUUUCUUGAGGGAUUCGUUAAAAAUUGCCGCAUGUGAAAGCAACUCUGCCAGAGCCCGCGUCGUUUCCUGCCUACAGAGGUUUUCUCUCCAUGCUAAGAUUCAGGAAAAUCUGUUUGUGUUUACAGGGAUGUUAAUGAGCAGGAUGCUUGGUGUGAGUGUGUGUGCGUGUGCGUGUGUGCGUGUGUGUCCAUGAGAGUAUAAUUAGAGUGUGCGUCUGUGUGCAUGAGUGAGUUCUGGACAUGCAGAGUAAAUUACUACCUUUGAUCAUAGAAAUGAAAUGUUUACUCAUUUGCACUUUAAGGACGACUCUGCACGGGCUUUGUUUUUUAGGGGGAAGUUGUUGUUGACAUGAAAACACACUGAUUGGCUCGCAUCCUAUCGCUGUUAGAUGAAUCCUCAGCAUUCAUACAAGUCACUGCCAUGAUAAAAAAAAAACACAUUGGUACACGUAGUUGAUUUUGUCCUCAUGAGAUCGUGGCUUGCUUUUAAAGAAACAAUGUUUGCCUGCUGUUGCUUCAAAAAUAAACAUGAUUUGAAUAAAGUUGGUCUUUUGUGGACUUGUCUUCUCAAA
Molecule: messenger RNA, 3729 nt
Organism: Hippoglossus stenolepis (Pacific halibut)
Lineage: Eukaryota; Metazoa; Chordata; Actinopteri; Pleuronectiformes; Pleuronectidae
Gene: lrrc75bb
Product: leucine rich repeat containing 75Bb
Exons: 4
Coding region: 278-1405 (375 amino acids)
Source: RefSeq, a predicted model, not a curated record